UCAACUUGAUUCAUUAUUAAUGGCGAUUUUUAGCUUCAAAAAAAUAAAAUAAAAACAAUCUGCUUGGGCAGUCUAUGGCCAUCUCGCUGGAAGAACUUUAACCCGCAACAAAUAAAUAAAACAAGCACAUUGUCCAACAGCCGACGCACUUCUGGCAGCAGUUGAGUUCAACCUGUUUGUAGACAGACAGUCAACAGUCCGAGGGGGUCAGGCGGGGUGGGUGUAGGCCAGGGGGACUCGUGAGUUGAAACUGACAAGAUUGUCGUCGGUGGUGGCCGUUGACUCGAACGCACGACGAUGUUGUUGCGGCGCGUGAUGUUCCUCCCAGUGUUGUCCCCGUGGAGCAGGCGAACCACUCAAAAUCUGCUUCCUCGCCUUCCCGCUGUGCGGCUGGCCGGCUUCAGGACCAACUCGGGUAACAGGCCUCGCCGAUGUGAAGGAGCGAACUCUCAUUGCUGUCAAACCCGACGGCGUCCAGCGUCGUCUCGUGGGGCAGAUCAUCCGACGUUUUGAGCAGAGGGGCUUCAAGCUGGUGGGCCUGAAAAUGCUGCAGGUGUCCGAGGGGCUCCUUGCUCAACACUACUGUCAACUGACGCAGAAGCCCUUCUAUUCCAGUCUGGUGGAGUACAUGACCUCUGGGCCCGUGGUUGUCAUGGUGUGGGAAGGGCACAACGUGGUCCAGUCAUCGCGCGUGAUGGUGGGAGCCACCAACCCUGCUGCGGCCCCAGCAGGCACCGUCAGAGGAGAUUUCAGCCUUCAUGUCAGCAGGAACGUGGUCCAUGCCAGCGACUCCCUGGAAGGAGCGCAAAGGGAGAUUCAGCUCUGGUUCCAGGGAAAGGAGCUCGUCGAGUGGGACUGCUGGGACCAGACGUUGACCUGCGAGAAGUAAAGAUGCUAUCACUUCUCUCGCUGUUGGCGCCCGCUGCUUGAAAGGUCUAAAUUCACCUCAGGAAAUGUGUUUAUGCAGAACAUAAAAAAAAAAAAAAGGAGAGAUUUUUUUUUUCUCCAGUUAACAUCGGCUCGUUUUCGUGUUAUUGCUGGAGCGGGUUUGUUGGAUAUACUCCAUAAUCUCCAUAAUCAGGUGAUAUAUCAAAAUUAUUUUGCCAGUAGUAUAUCAAAUAUUACCUCCUUAAUUCAGAAAUGAAAAGCUCAGGGUCCAUAUCUGGACUGACGGAUUUCCAGCCUUCAAUUUGAUGCUCACCAUGGCAAAGAAAUUCGUGAAGUCAUUUCUGCCUUUGACUGGUUUUCAAUUGCACUUCAGUUAAAUUGGCCUACUUGAAAUCAAUUUGGGGUUUGGGAGCUCAGCAUAUGCAAGCGGAGGGCAGAGAACUUUCUCAAUUGCAAGUGGUGAACUAAAAUGACAUUUCGUUUUGCAUAAUGUCAAUAAUUGCAAUUUUACUUGGGAAAAAAAAAUCUGGUGCUUCUAAGUUAAAAAAAAAUGUUUUGAGUGUGAUGCCUGUGUUGGAAUAACUUGAUUCUCGCAAUUGCAAUAU
This is a messenger RNA of Hippocampus comes (tiger tail seahorse), 1493 nucleotides long. RefSeq names its product NME/NM23 nucleoside diphosphate kinase 4 (gene nme4). Gene Ontology annotation, molecular function: nucleoside diphosphate kinase activity. The record is from RefSeq and is a predicted model, not a curated record. Lineage: Eukaryota; Metazoa; Chordata; Actinopteri; Syngnathiformes; Syngnathidae. Bases 545 to 889 code for a protein of 114 amino acids. The transcript has 5 exons. Gene Ontology annotation, biological process: UTP biosynthetic process; GTP biosynthetic process; CTP biosynthetic process.